This is a messenger RNA of Pocillopora damicornis (cauliflower coral), 3850 nucleotides long. Its product is annotated as helicase POLQ-like. Gene Ontology annotation, molecular function: ATP binding; nucleic acid binding. The record is from RefSeq and is a predicted model, not a curated record. NCBI's taxonomy places the organism in Eukaryota, Metazoa, Cnidaria, Anthozoa, Scleractinia, Pocilloporidae.
UUUAUGGUGGCCAAUUUACGUUAUCGACUAAGUUUGGAGCAGCCUACAAACAAGCAAAUGAACAAUAAAAAAAGACAUGAGUAAAUGACAAAACGAAAGAGGUGGGUGGAAUGGAAGGAAAAAAAAACAAUGUAGAGUGUCUACAUGAGUUUGCUUGGGCUGCGGAAAUAAUUCCCCAUCAGAUACUCCUUUAUAGUUUGUAACGGAAAAGCAGCAAUGUAUGGAACGUUUUGAUCACAGGUAUUAAGAGUUCGUUCUUCAUAAAACGACAUAUAGCCAGGUUAUAUGCUUCUGGUAGGAUACUGUCGGCGUAGUCAUAGUCCGUCGUCCGUACUCCGUAGUCCGUACUCCGUAGUCCGUACUCCGCAGUCCUCGAUUUACAGCAUCGCGAAGCUUUGUACCAGAUCCUUAGCAGAUAUAAAGAUGGCGGCAGUGCCCAGCGUGCUACUUUGGAAAAAGUUUCAACAUAACCAAGAAAGUUGAAUGAAAUAAUUUUAUAUGAUGGGUUUUAACCCUGGGAGAGAUGAAUACUAUCAAAAGAACAGCAAAUUGUGCUUCAACUAAUGACCAGAAACGGUUACGCAAAGAUGUGGUCGCUGUGAAAAAGAUAAACUUUAGAAGAAGUAAUGAAGAGUUGACAAAAGAUCGGGUUAAAGACUAUAAAAUUAAGAAAACUUCUACUCUCGAUGUGAGGAGAAGCAGACGGUCGAAGCGAAGGAGUUUAAAUAGCAGCUGUAGCGAGAGUGAAAUGGUAGAUGAUCGAAAACAAGCCGAACCUUCAAUGGAGGACGAUCAACAGGUGCGGAAACGCGAGAAGUCUCUAACAGGGUUAAAAGUUGCAGGAGAGAAAAACCGCUACUGCAGCACUCCAAAUAGAACAGGGAAUGAUAUACAGGAUUGCGAAGCUGAACUAUCUGCAAGGUAUUUCAAGCGUGAACAAACUAAUGCAACAAGUGUUAGCUCUCCUUUUGGAUUUAAAAGUUUAAUCAACAGUUCCAGUUUUUGCGACGAUGAUGGUGUUUUAGCUGCUUUGAAUUUGAGUGAAAUUAUCACUUCCUCGGCUGCCUUGAACCGUACGCAAGGCAACUUGGCAAUUUUACCAGAAGAGGAGGAAAAGCAGUUUUAUGGCUUACCUCUCAAAGUCAAAGAGUUGUUACAGAAAUACAAAGGAAUUGAUAGUUUGUAUGACUGGCAAAAAGACUGCCUCAAUCUAGAGGCUAUUAAGGAGAGAAGAAACUUGAUUUAUUCCCUUCCAACAAGUGGAGGCAAAACUUUAGUUGCAGAAAUUCUUAUUUUCAAAGAGCUGCUUUUGCAAGAGAAAGAUGUCUUGUUUGUUCUCCCAUUUGUGUCAAUUGUACAGGAAAAGGUUAAAUCUCUUUCUCAAUUUGCUGUUGACCUCAGCUUCUUAGUAGAAGAGUAUGCUGCCAGCCGAGGAAGAAUCCCUCCACGUAAAAGACGCAAGAAGAAAUCUGUGUAUAUCGCAACAAUAGAGAAGGCAAAUGCGCUUAUUAAUGGCCUGAUUGAAGAAAGCAGGAUUUCAACCUUGGGACUUGUUGUAGUUGAUGAGCUGCAUAUGCUUGGAGAGGCUGGAAGAGGUGCUACUUUAGAGAUGUGCCUGGCAAAGCUCAUGUUUGUGUCUUCCACCACUCAGAUCAUUGGAAUGAGUGCUACUUUAAGUAACAUUGCAGAUUUGAAGACAUUUUUAAAGGCAGAGGUGUAUUCAAAUAAUUUUAGACCCGUUGAACUGAAGGAGUUUGUAAAAGUGGGGCAUGAUAUUUAUAAAGUUCCUGAAGCUACAGAUCCUGAGGAAGAAUGCAGCAAGCCAGUUAGGAGUAUCUCUCUCAAGCAGGACCAAAGGAUCCUAAAGCAAGAUCCAGACCAGUUGUUAUCCCUAGUGUUGGAGGUCGUACCAGAUCACUCCUGUCUCGUGUUUUGUUCUACAAAGAAAAACUGCCAAAACUUAGCAUUGCUUCUUGUGAAGUUUAUGCCCAGGAAAUUGUGCCAAGUCAAAGCUCAAGAAAGACUUCAGUUGAUGAAAGCUUUGUACAAUGAAGCUUCUGACCUCUGUCCCGUGUUGAAACAGACCAUUCCUUUUGGAAUUGCUUAUCACCACAGCGGGCUGACGAUGGAUGAACGGAAACUCAUUGAGGACGGCUACUGUCAGGGGGUGCUGUGUCUUCUGACUUGCACUUCAACUUUAGCAGCUGGUGUCAAUUUGCCAGCAAAGAGGGUGAUAAUCCGUGCGCCGUAUGUGGGAAGCUCAGUGCUCAGUCAGAGUCAGUACAAGCAGAUGAUUGGUCGGGCGGGGCGAGCUGGAAUAGACACGUCUGGAGAAAGUAUUCUUAUCGUCAAAGAUUCGGAUAAACCCAAGAUUCGUCACCUAUUUUCAGGCCCGUUGGAGAGCUGUUAUAGUGGAUUAUUGUUUGACAAUGGCAAAGGAUUAAGAGCAAUGCUCCUGACACUUAUAGGACUGAAACUAUGUACAACAACAGAAAAACUGACACAGUUCAUGCAGAACACUUUACUGUUUGUGCAGUCAGAAUCACAGUCAGUCAACAUUACUGAACAGAUGGAGACAGCGCUGGACUCCUUACACAAUUUGGGACAUAUUAAAAUGACUGGUUCUACAGACAGCACGAAGAUUGAAGUCACUCAGCUUGGACAUGCUACUUUUAAAGGGUGCAUUGGUGUGGACAGCAGUCCCAUGAUAUAUAGCGAGCUUGCUAGAGCCCAGGACAACCUCGUGCUAGCCAAUGAGCUACACCUGUUAUAUCUGGUUACGCCACAUGAUUUAAGAGAUUCACCCCAACCUGAGUGGAUGGUAUAUUACAAGCAGGUAUCUUCAUUUCGAGAAGAGUCCGAGGAAAGAGUCGCUGAACUUUUGGGAGCAACAGAAAGUUUUUUAUUCAGAAGAGCCACAGGACAGCGAUCGAAAAUGGACGACACUACAGAAAGCAGAGUGAGGCGUUUCUAUUUGACCUUGAUGCUUUACAAAUUGUUACAAGAGGACACUGUAUGGAAUGUGGCCCGUCUUUUUAACGUAACUCGCGGAUUUGUGCAGAAUCUGUUAACUUCAGCGUCUUCGUUCGCGUCCUGCAUGGUCCACUUCACUCGAGAACUGAAUGAAUUUUGGGGCGUGAAUACGCUACUUGAAGUCAUGGUAAAGAAGUUGUCUUACACAGCGAGCUUGGAGCUUGUGCCCCUAAUGGAAGUUCCUGGGGUGAAACAGUCUCGUGCGCACCAGUUAGUAAAGGCCGGAUACAAAACCCUGACUAGCCUGGCCUGGGCUGAUCCCGCUUCGCUCGUGGAACAGAUCGAGCACCUCCCCAGACGUCAGGCUAAUCAGAUUGUCUCCGCUGCUAAGAUGCUUCUGGAAGAGAAAGCGGAUGCUUUGCGAGAAGAAGCUGAGGAGAUGACAACUGCGCCAGACUUACCUUCCACCGAACAGUCACAAAAUUAAUAAUUUAUCCGGAGUUCUUUAUUGUUCUGCUUCAAGAAACAAAAUCUCAAUACGUACAUGCAUUCGUGCACAGCAUUUUAAUGAUACAAAGUUACCUGACACUCGUCUGUCUACGGAAAGGAAAUUACUGCACCUUGGAAUUAUUUAUGUGAUUUUAAUCACGGACGCAUAAAUCGCAUUAGUAGUAAAUAUUUUUUGUAUCUUCAUUUCGUAUUGUUAGCAAUGAAGUGAUUGUAUUUAUGAAGGAAACGGCGAUCGUAUUCAGGUGUAUGUGGUUUAAUUAAUUUCUUUUGAAUAAAGGUAUAUUAAUUGUAAACAAUACCACAGUACAAACUUGUAAAAAAUUAUUUCGGAGUGACAGAUGGAAUAGAAUUUGAAAUGCUAACGUGA